Messenger RNA from Arabidopsis arenosa, 1564 nucleotides. The record is from the annotation of a GenBank genome assembly. NCBI's taxonomy places the organism in Eukaryota, Viridiplantae, Streptophyta, Magnoliopsida, Brassicales, Brassicaceae.
AGGGCUCAGACGAUCGGAGACGGUGGAUCAACGCUGGGGAGAGUGAUGGAAGAGCUUCCGAGCUUUACCGUGAGUCAGCGCGAGCAAUUUCUGGUGGAGAACGAUGUGUUCGGGAUCUAUAACUACUUCGACGCCAGCGACAUUUUUACUCAGAAAUACCUUUGCGUUGUGAAAGAAUUUCGUCGAGAGAUGAAUCUUAUUGAUAUGGAUGUUGUUGUUCCUAGGAUUGAGAUACAGCGAGAUAAGCAAUUGGAUUAUCUGAUGAAAGGCUUAAGGCAGCUAGGUCCGCAGUUUUCGUCCUUAGAUGCUAAUCGACCUUGGCUUUGUUACUGGAUUCUUCAUUCAAUUGCUUUGCUUGGGGAGUCUGUGGAUGAUGAAUUAGAAAACAAUGCCAUCGACUUCCUUGGACGCUGCCAGGGCUCUGAUGGUGGAUACGGUGGUGGUCCUGGCCAACUUCCACAUCUUGCAACAACUUAUGCUGCAGUGAAUGCACUUGUUACUUUAGGCGGUCACAAAGCCCUUUCUUCAAUUAAUAGAGAAAAAAUGUCUUGUUUUUUAAGAGGGAUGAAGGAUGCAAGUGGAGGUUUCAGGAUGCAUGAUAUGGGAGAAAUGGAUGUUCGUGCGUGCUACACAGCAAUUUCGAUUGCAAGCAUCCUAAACAUUUUGGAUGAUGAACUCACCCAGGGCCUAGGAGAUUACAUCCUGAGUUGCCAAACUUAUGAAGGUGGCAUUGGAGGGGAACCUGGCUCCGAAGCUCAUGGUGGGUACACCUACUGUGGGUUGGCUGCUAUGAUUUUAAUCAACGAGGUCAACCGUUUGAAUUUGGAUUCACUAAUGAAUUGGGCUGUACAUCGACAAGGAGUAGAAAUGGGAUUUCAAGGUAGGACUAACAAAUUAGUCGAUGGUUGCUACACAUUUUGGCAGGCAGCUCCUUGUGUUCUACUACAAAGGUUAUAUUCAACCAAUGAUCAUGAAGUCCAUGGAUCAUCACAUAUAUCACAAGGGACAGAUGAAGAUCAUGAAGAACAUCAUGCUCAUGAUGAAGAUGACCUUGAAGACAAUGAUGAUGAUGAUUCUGAUGAGGGCAAUGAUGAAGAUUCAGCGAAUGGUGACGGAAUCCAUCAUACAUCCAAUUACAUUAACAGGAGAGUGCAACCGAUUUUUGAUAGCCUCGGCUUGCAGAGAUAUGUACUCUUGUGCUCUAAGAUCCCUGACGGUGGAUUCAGAGACAAGCCGAGGAAACCCCGUGACUUCUACCACACAUGUUACUGCCUAAGCGGUUUGUCUGUGGCUCAGCAUGCUUGGUUAAAAGACGAGGACACUCCUCCUUUGACUCGCGACAUUUUGGGUAGCUACUCGAAUCUCCUUGAACCUGUUCACCUCCUCCACAACAUUGUCAUGGAUCAGUACAAUGAAGCUAUCGAGUUCUUCUUUAGAGCAGCAUGACCCGUUCUUGCUAAUGUAUGGGAAACUCCUAACAUAAGAGUUUUCGUAGUGUUGUAACUUGUAAGAUUUCGACAGAAGCUUCACUAAUUUAACCUUUAAACAAAACCUAUUGUUUUUU